AUGGCUUCCCCGCGUCUGGCCACUUUCUGCUGCCCCACGCGGGACGCGGCCACGCAGCUGCUGCUGAGCUUCCAGCCGAGGGCCGUCCAUGCACUUUGCCUGGGCAGCGGUGCCCUCCGCCUGGUGCUUGGCCUCCUGCAGCUGCGGGCCCUGCGUCGGCCCACGCGCCCGGCGGCCUCCGUGCCCGGCUCCGCCUCGGGCCCGCCGGCCUCUGCUCCAAUCCUGCGCGCUGCCAUCGCCUGCGACCUGCUCGGCUGCCUGGGCCUUGUGCUGCGCUCUGGGGUGUGGCUGACCUUCCCUGGUUUCGUGGCCCACAUCUCAGCAGGGAACGGCACAGAAGUUUGGCCUGCAGCUUUCUGUGUGGGGACUGCAGUAAGAAGGUUGAGAACUGCUGGGCUAACCACUAUCCUGCUCUACCGCAUGAUGGCCUGGGGGCUGGCUGCCCUGCUCUGCGUGGAGGGAGGCCUGCUGCUCUACUUUCCAUCUGUGUCCAGGUGCGAGAAGGGACUGGAGCACGCCAUCCCGCACUAUGUCACCACAUACCUGCCACUGCUGCUCGUCUUGGUGGCCAACCCCAUCCUGUUCCAGAAGACAGUGGCUGCAGUAAUGCUGGUUUUGUUCAUCUGCUGGCUGUCGAACAUCAUCAAUGAAGGUCUUUUAUUUUACCUUGAAAUGCAGCCCAAUGUGAACAGCAGCUCCUUGAGAUAUGUCAGAAUUGCCGUGAAGACGACGUGGGUUGUCAUGAGCAUGCUGAACCCAGCCCAGGGGUUCCUCCUGUCCCUGGCCUUCUAUGGCUGGGCGGGGUGCGGCCUGGACCUGCGGGCGCCCAGGAAGGAGCUGCAGUGGGAGUCGCUGACGAGCCCGGAAGCUGAGAGGACUUGUGUCUCCCCAGUGGAUUCUGGGGAACUCUAUGAAGAUCACGGGACCAGGAAGACGGCUCAGGGCUUUGGCCACCCAUCCGACGAGGCUCUGAGCCUACUGUCUGAAGGUUCCGAGGCGAGCAUGAUGGAGACCUGUACAUCCAGUGGGGCCCCCCAUAGGCUUGAGGCUCAGCCUGCUCCUGGAGUCCAUGGGGACCUGUGA
This is a messenger RNA of Echinops telfairi (small Madagascar hedgehog), 1083 nucleotides long. RefSeq names its product G protein-coupled receptor 143 (gene GPR143). Gene Ontology annotation, molecular function: L-DOPA receptor activity; L-DOPA binding; dopamine binding. Lineage: Eukaryota; Metazoa; Chordata; Mammalia; Afrosoricida; Tenrecidae. The transcript is spliced from 9 exons. Gene Ontology annotation, biological process: melanosome organization; regulation of calcium-mediated signaling; G protein-coupled receptor signaling pathway. Bases 1 to 1083 code for a protein of 360 amino acids. Gene Ontology annotation, cellular component: melanosome membrane; plasma membrane. The record is from RefSeq and is a predicted model, not a curated record.